AUGUCCUCAGUGGACUCAGACAGCUCUUCCAGACGAGGCUCUCUCCUCAGUGACGAUGGGAAUCAAGGGGAAUCAUCAAAAGCACCUUUCAAGUAUCUACCCAAACAUGUGUUUGGUUCUAUCGAAUAUCCCGGACCUGUCUCUCACCCGAGCUCGAUAUUGAAGGUGAUACAUCAACAAGAUAUAAACGAAUGCUUCAAUGCUACAUCGACAUCGACUGGAAAACCGGUAUUGGAGAUGAGAUACAGGGGAUUAGAAGAUUCGACAUAUGAGAAUCCUGUUCGAGGACAUAGGAUACCGAGUCAAAAGUUGUUAUUGAAGAUCACGAAGAGAAGGAGGAAAGGGAAAAGUAGGGAUGAAGGGGUUUUCACGUCGGAAGUUCUUGGGUCCAUUCCACAGACCGUCAGGUUCAGAUCAAUGGCAGACUACCAAUGGACACCUGAUCCGGAGGGGCCGAUAGCCAAUCUAGUGAACUCGCUCAAGUCGCUGGAUUACAAUGCAAUACUCGAUUAUUCGUUUCCACCACUCGAAGAGGAAUUCCUCGAACCUCAUGAAAAUCCCUUCGAUCCGAAGAUCCAGUACAGGUCGAAGCUGGAUCUGCAGCCUACGCCAUUGUUCUCUACCAAGAACUUACCCUAUACAUACAACUACAAGAUGCCUACUCAAGCUGUUUCGGAACCCUUCUUCGAUCGCCGAACUCAGACUUGGAAGACUAGAUACGUCAACAAAGCAAGAGUGAUAGGUGUGGGACCGAUCAGUGUGCUUCAUAACCAUAGAUUGGGUGAUGUACCGAGAGAACCGACCAUGCAAGUUAAGAAUAGGUUGGGUGCCUUGGAUCCUGGUCUAUUGAAAAAGCUCAGAGAUUUAUUCGAAGAAAGACCUGUGUGGAUGAGAUACUCUCUUUUCGCCAGAUUCAGUAUUGAGGAACGUCGAGAACUUCAGAGGGUGAAAGCGUACGUCCCCACAGCAUCUUACAUCAUGAGCACUGGUCCGUUCGGGAAGUGUCUAGUCAAAUACGGAUAUGACCCAUGUGGAGACAGAGAAUCGUACAAAUACCAACGUAUAUUCUUCUAUCCGAACAAGAAAACAGUCAAAACGCCCAUCAACGUGGACCCGCUCGAUUCCGAAGAAGAACCUGAAGGGGGAAACGAGACCAAACAGAAAGGCUGGUGGAUCGAGAAACAAGAGCAGCUGAUCGAACAAGGUGAAAGACCGCCUUUGGAUGUAACAAAAGCACAUAUAUUCGAUGGUAAAUACCUUAACAGGGAAAGAGGUGAUUUCCAAUUAUGCGAUAUCACCGACCCAUUGAUUGCGAAAUACAUAAACGAUGUUGAUAAGUUAAGGACCAAAUGUUCUCUACAAACAGGAUGGUAUCCACCUUCAUUGUUCAAGUUGAUCAGGAAUCUCAUCCGAACGAAAUACAUGUACAUAUGGGAAAACCACUCGCCUGCUCCUGAUAGCUUGUGCAACAUAUUCGUUGAGGAGUAUAAUAGCGGGAAGUACCUCUUGGAGGAUGCUAAUCAAAUUGACGAAGAAGACGGGGGCAAUGACAAUGGGGAGGACGAGGAAGGAAAUGAGGACGAUGAGAUGCUCAACAAAGAUAGGGAAGAUCCUGGUGACGACCAGGAGGAAGGUCAAAGUGAUUAG
This is a messenger RNA of Kwoniella botswanensis, 1647 nucleotides long. RefSeq lists its product as uncharacterized. Lineage: Eukaryota; Fungi; Basidiomycota; Tremellomycetes; Tremellales; Cryptococcaceae. The record is from RefSeq and is a predicted model, not a curated record. Gene Ontology annotation, cellular component: transcription factor TFIIIC complex. Gene Ontology annotation, biological process: transcription initiation at RNA polymerase III promoter. The transcript has 10 exons. Bases 1 to 1647 code for a protein of 548 amino acids. Gene Ontology annotation, molecular function: RNA polymerase III type 1 promoter sequence-specific DNA binding; RNA polymerase III type 2 promoter sequence-specific DNA binding.